Messenger RNA from Cynocephalus volans (Philippine flying lemur), 1434 nucleotides. RefSeq names its product 5-hydroxytryptamine receptor 2B (gene HTR2B). Gene Ontology annotation, cellular component: dendrite; plasma membrane. Bases 10 to 1434 code for a protein of 474 amino acids. The record is from RefSeq and is a predicted model, not a curated record. The transcript has 3 exons. Lineage: Eukaryota; Metazoa; Chordata; Mammalia; Dermoptera; Cynocephalidae. Gene Ontology annotation, molecular function: G protein-coupled serotonin receptor activity; neurotransmitter receptor activity. Gene Ontology annotation, biological process: vasoconstriction; G protein-coupled receptor signaling pathway, coupled to cyclic nucleotide second messenger; smooth muscle contraction.
UCUUAUAGAAUGUCGGAACAAAGCACAAUUUCUGAGCACAUGUUACAGAGCACAUCUGAUAACUUACUCUCUUCUAACCAGUCUGGAUUACAGACAGAAUCAACACCAGAGGAAAUGAAACAGACUGUUGAGGAACACGGAAAUAAACUGCACUGGGCAGCUCUUCUGAUACUCAUGGUGAUAAUACCAACAAUUGGUGGAAACAUCCUUGUUAUUCUGGCUGUUUCAUUGGAGAAAAAGCUGCAAUAUGCAACCAAUUACUUUCUAAUGUCCCUGGCAGUUGCUGAUUUGCUGGUUGGAUUGUUUGUGAUGCCGAUUGCCCUCUUGACAAUAAUGUUUGAGGCUAUGUGGCCCCUCCCACUCGUUCUAUGUCCUGCCUGGUUAUUUCUUGAUGUUCUCUUUUCAACUGCAUCCAUCAUGCAUCUCUGUGCUAUUUCAGUGGAUCGUUACAUAGCCAUCAAAAAGCCAAUCCAGGCCAAUCAAUUUAACUCACGAACUACAGCAUUCAUCAAGAUUACAGUGGUGUGGUUAAUUUCAAUAGGUAUUGCCAUUCCAAUCCCUGUUAAAGGGAUAGAGAAUGAUGUGGAUAACCCAAAUAAUAUCACUUGCGUGCUGACAAAGGAACGCUUUGGCAAUUUCAUGCUCUUUGGCUCACUGGCUGCCUUCUUUAUGCCUCUUGCAGUCAUGAUUGUCAUCUACUUUCUCACUAUCCAAGCUUUACAGAAGAAAGCUUACUUGGUCAAAAACAAGCCACCUCAACGCCUAACAUGGUUGACUGUGUCCACAGUUUUCCAAAGGGAUAAAACGCCUUGCUCAUCACCUGAAAAGGUGGCAAUGCUGGAUGGUUCUCACAAGGACAAAACUCUGCCCAAUUCAAGUGAUGAAACACUUAUGCGAAGAACGUCCACAGUUGGAAAAAAGUCAGUGCAGACCAUUUCCAACGAACAGAGAGCCUCAAAGGUCCUAGGGAUUGUGUUUUUUCUCUUUUUGCUUAUGUGGUGUCCCUUUUUCAUUACAAAUGUAACUUUAGUUUUAUGUGAUUCCUGUAACGAGACUACUCUCAAAAUGCUUCUGGAGAUAUUUGUGUGGAUAGGUUAUGUUUCCUCAGGGGUGAAUCCUUUCGUCUAUACCCUCUUCAACAAGACAUUUCGGGAUGCAUUUGGCCGAUACAUCACCUGCAAUUAUCAGGCCACAAAGACAGUAAGAACUCUUAGAAAAUGCUCCAGUAAGAUCUACUUCCGGAAUCCAAUGACAGAGAACUCUAAGUUCUUCAAAAAACAUGGAGUUCGAAAUGGAAUUAAUCCUGCCAUGUACCAGAGCCCAAUAAGGCUCCGAAGUUCAACCAUUCAGUCUUCAUCAAUCAUUCUACUAGGUACACUUUUCCUAACUGAAAAUGAAGGCGACAAAACUGAAGAGCAAGUCAGUUAUGUAUAG